Molecule: messenger RNA, 4230 nt
Organism: Actinia tenebrosa (Australian red waratah sea anemone)
Lineage: Eukaryota; Metazoa; Cnidaria; Anthozoa; Actiniaria; Actiniidae
Product: syndetin
Biological process (GO): retrograde transport, endosome to Golgi; endocytic recycling
Cellular component (GO): EARP complex
Molecular function (GO): SNARE binding
Source: RefSeq, a predicted model, not a curated record
CUGCUGACCAGUUAGUACCACAGGCUCGUAGACAAGAUGGCAGGGUUCAGAAUGAUAGAAUUUCAUCUAAUCUCGCCAAAAUAACCCUUCAAAAUGGCUUUUAGAAUUAGAUUUCGGUCUCUUCUCGGCUUAGACCGUUCUUCUAGAGAAUCAGCCGAUGGAGAAUUCUCAGAUGGGACUGCAGACAGCGUAUUUAAGGAAGACACAUGUCGUGAAUUUGAUGAUGAUCCCAGAACAGAUGAUGAGGUCCUGGAAACAAUAGAAGAGGUGUAUUUUUCAGAUACUAAAUUCGAUCCUAGUGAUUACGAACUAAAGAAAGCUACAGAAAAGGAGCUGGUCCUUGAAGAUGUUGAAGAAUAUCGAAACACUCUCCGACAGCAGCUGCAAUCUGUUUCAAAAAAACUGUACACAAAAGUUCUUGAAAAUCAUAGUGCAUAUGUCCAGGAACUUCAAAGAGUAAUGGAGCUACAGGAGGCACUGCAGAAUGCUUCGUCGAUAUGUGACAGGGGGAGAAGACAUCUAGAUAAAGCAAGAAGAGGAGUAUCUGUUGGUGGUCUUGGUAUUCUAGCAAAACACAGGAAGAAACAGCACCUGAUUACUCUAUUGGAUUCACUCAGAACUAUCAAGACACUGCAAAGAACUGAUGUCAGAUUGAAAGAGAUGUUAGAGGAGGAAGACUACCCAGGAGCCAUAACUCUCUGUCUUGAAUGUGAAAAAGCAGCCAGAGCUUUCAAGCAUUAUGAAUGUAUUAGCGAAUUAAGCUCAAAUCUGCAGGAGACUUUGAUUGAUAUUGAGAAACAACUUGACCUUGCCCUGGUACGAAUAUGUAACAACUUUGACCCAGCCUACUAUGAAAGAUUACAAACUGCAUACAGAUAUCUUGGCAAAACACAGAUCUCCAUGGAUCAAUUGAUAAUCCACUUCAUGAAUCAUAUCAACCAAGUAUCCUUCUCUGUCAUAUUGGAUCAUGUUGAGGAUGAUCCUCCAGAAUAUGUUGCUGAGGAUGGUCUACAGCAUGUACAUUUUGGAGAGCUCUGUAAAAAAGUUCAAACUCAGCAUUUCACGCCUUGCUUAAUGGGUCUUUGUAAGGUGUUGUGGUCUGUAAUGCUGAACUACCAUAAGGUGAUUCGUUGGCACGAGCAGUAUGACCCAGCCAUGCACGUCACUGAAUCAGAUGUCACUGAUGGAAACAAAGAUGACGAGAAGACCGCUGAAGCCACGUACAAUAGAAAUUAUAUUAGACAGAAACUGGAUCACGGGCUCAACAGGAUAUGGAAGGAAGUCCAGGAACGCAUCAAGACUCAUUUACUUGGUACAGACUUGUCCUACUUCAAGUAUGAUGACUUCAUCUUUGUGUUGGACCUCGUGAACAGAUUGAUAUCGGUUGGUGAAGAAUUCUGUGGCAGUAAAUCAGAAGAUCUCAACGAGUCAAUUCGAAAACAGUCUGUAAAAUACUUCAAGAAUUACCAUAGGUCGAGAAUGGAGGAGUUAAGAAUGUUUUUAGAGAACGAGGCCUGGCAGCUCUGUCCUGUUAAGGCUUCCUUUAAGAUCAUGGAUCUACAGGAAUUUCGAUUCAUGAAACACCAACAAAUACCGCUGAUCAAGACGCACCGACGUACAGCAUCCGGGAACAUGAACGUGACCACUGAAACAGGGUUCUUCUCACGUUAUGCAACGCAAGGAAAUCCAUUCGAUGAUGUGUACGUGGAAGAUGAAGGGGAAGACGUCAUGGCACAAAACGGGCUUGACGGAGAUGAUGGCAACAAUGAUGACGAGGAAGACGACGAUGAUGAGGAUAUUGCAGAUGAGUUGAAGCUGGAUUACGUUGACGAAAAAACAGGCGAGAUUCCUGCUGGAAGAUCAGAUGGAUAUUUACUCAGUCGUAAACACCAGCGGUUCUUGUCUCGCGUGCCCUGCAUUACCAACACUACUUUGAACGUGUUGAGGGUUUUUGGUAAAUACAUGCAGAUGAUGAAUGUUCUCAAACCCAUCGCCUUUGACGUAGUGAUCUGCAUGUCACAACUCUUUGACUACUAUCUCUACGCGGUAACAUCUUUCUUUUCCCCGGAGGUUCUGGUGGAUGGUAGUACACAUGGCUUAAGUAUAAAACUACGGACGACUUUAAAGCGUAUCUCAGAUAAUCUGAUCCUCAGUCCUGAACAAGAAAUGAAUAUGGAAGCACCCGCGGACGACAUGAAGGUUCCACAUCCUCAUCUAUCACCCAUGGUUGACCUUCAAAUACACAACAUGUAUGGCCUUCCGGAAAGAAUCCUAGCAACUGAAUCAUUAGUAUUUCUCGCCAACCAAUUCGAGUUUCUUCAGAGCCACCUCGAUUCCAUGAUUCCUCAAAACAAACGCGCCUUUUUGUCACAGUUUUACUCACAGACAGUAACUACAGUCCAAGAGAUUCGUAAACCCACCUACAGAGCAGUGGCUGCUCGAGUCAUCGAUUAUGAAAAGACGUUGCAGUUGAUGCAAGGUGUUCGGUGGGAUAUCAAGGACAUUAUGUCACAACACAAUACUUAUGUUGAUAUCUUAGUUAGGGAAUUUCAAGUUUUUAGCAUGAAGAUGACACAGCUCUCGAAACGUAUUCCUGUCCCCAAGGAAGUGUACGUUGUAUUGUGGGAUCAUUGUGUUCGAUUAGCAAAUAGAACAUUUGUAGAAGGGUUUGCAAGUGCAAAGAAGUGUAGUAAUGAAGGACGAGCUUUGAUGCAGCUUGACUUUCAACAGUAUUUGAUGAAACUAGAGAAACUAACAGAUAUCAGACCUAUACCUGAUAGAGAAUACGUGGAAACCUAUGUCAAAGCCUUUUACUUGACCGAAAAUGAAAUGGAGAGAUGGAUACGUGAACACAAGGAAUACUCCAGUAAACACGUGACCAGUUUAGUCACGUGUGGCGUAGGGUCUCACAUCACCAAGAAAGGAAGGCAAAAACUGUUGGCAAUAAUCGAAGAGAUCGAAAAGAACAAGCAGCGGUGACGUCGUCGAUCAUCUGGUUAGAUCUGUUAUAUUAAUGUACCAUAAUGGUUUAUUCAAUUCUACACAUUAGUUUUGAUUGCAACUUGAGUCUCGACAAAUGGCAUAUAUAUCAGACUAUUCCUUCGAUUCUUCUUCACCCUUGGUCUAUACCUUUACUACUCUUACCUUUUCUACCGUCGUUCAUCUUGGGUCGAUUUUUAAUAGAUGCUGUUUUGACUGAUGUAACUGUCUUGACCGUAUGAUAUGUUCGCUUCCGUUACAAAAUUCACCAUUGGCGACUACAACGUGCUUGACACUGAUUUUCAUAACAAGAACUUCAGGAAAACGUUUCGGUAUUUUUAUUUUAUUAAAUUAACGCUACUUAACUUGGAACUGUCUUAACUGUCUUCGUCAUUGUCAGCGACUUUUCUACACUCUUAAUGUGAUCUGGUCACUAAUAUUUCGGUCAUGUGGAAUUUUGGAUCAUUCAAUCAAUGAAAGAACGGGAACUCAUUACUUAGAACUUACUUUACUUGGGACAGUGUUCAUUACAGGAACUAUCUUCUUCAUUGUCAGCGAUUUUUCUUCUCUCUUCAACGGCAGUUGCCACUUGUGAUCUCGUCACUAACAUUUCGGUUAUGGAAUUUGGGAUAAUUCAAUCAAUGAAAGAACGAUAUCUCUGGUUCCUUGUCCUAUCAAACUCUUUGUCUACCAGAUUGAUCAGUACAUGCUCGUAUACGGGACUGUAGUCUAUUGCGUGGUUUCAAUCAGCUGAUAAAAGCCUUUGAAUCUCAUCUGUUCAAAAUGAAAGUCAAACACUAACCACCAUAUGCUGUCAGCCAGAAAGAAUUCUGUUUCGAAAACUUGCGAUCCAUCUGAUGAACAUUCUGCACGAGACAGGAAAUGACGUCAAGUUGAACCCAGCAAAUUGAAAACUUGCGAUUCAGCUGAUGAACAUUCUGCACGAGACAGGAAAUGACGUCAAGUGAAACCCAGUAAUCGAGGAGGAAUACUUUGCUGCAUAGCAUACUAUAAAGAGGAAAGUGGACUGAUGCACUAAGAUUAAAGUGCCUAUCACCCUUCUGACAAUAUUCACAGUAUUAAUUCUACAUGGGGUAAGAUGUUGAAUAACACUAAAAAAAUAUAUAGUUUAAGUGCAACUUCUUGAAGUCUUAAAGGUUUUUCCAUGCCAUAUGCUAAUGCUGUGACGUAUGAGGAGUAAUCAUUUAAUAUACAAAACACUACUGGUACAGAUAAAUUAAAUUUGAAAUA